Phaeodactylum tricornutum CCAP 1055/1 is the source of this 474-nucleotide messenger RNA. RefSeq lists its product with no specific name. Gene Ontology annotation, cellular component: membrane. The annotation marks the transcript as partial. Gene Ontology annotation, biological process: vesicle-mediated transport. Lineage: Eukaryota; Bacillariophyta; Bacillariophyceae; Surirellales; Neidiaceae. The transcript has a single exon. The record is from RefSeq and is a predicted model, not a curated record.
UUUCAUCUAGGCUUUGGAGUUAUCACCGGACAUGAUUACCCCUCCCGCGUGGCGAUCCAGAUGUUGCAAGAGCUUUACACCGAGUUUAUGGGCAAGUUUGGUUCGGAAGUACCGUCCGCGGCCGACAACGCCCUCACAAAAAAGGCGAAGAAAAUCAUGCAGACUACUUGCGAAAAGUAUGACGAUCUGGACAAGGUGGACAAGGCCUCGGCCUUGCUCGGAAAGGUGGACGUGGUCAAGAGCCAGAUGCAGGACAACAUUUCUGACAUGCUCAAGAACACGGAACAGGCCGAGACUUUGGCGGACAAGUCGGAUCAGCUGAACGAACAAGCUUCCGUUUUCAAGAAACGUUCCAACGACUUGCGUAAGCAAAUGGCCUGCAAGAAUUUGAAAAUGACCUUGAUUUUGGGAGGACUCAUUCUCAUCAUUUUGAUCGCUAUUUUGGCGCCCCUCAUCAAGCGUGCGCGAAACUAA